Molecule: messenger RNA, 3306 nt
Organism: Syzygium oleosum
Lineage: Eukaryota; Viridiplantae; Streptophyta; Magnoliopsida; Myrtales; Myrtaceae
Exons: 11
Coding region: 1033-3084 (683 amino acids)
Molecular function (GO): GTP binding
Source: RefSeq, a predicted model, not a curated record
UUGAGUAUUUUUUAAGAUAUUCAGCCAAAAAUCCUGCUAUAACCUUGUUGCGCUCUCUCUCUCUCUCUCUGAAUAAAAACCCUUGCCGGGAUAAGGUUCCUUGGUAGCAAAGGGAAAAAAAAUUAAGAAACGGCAUUAUUAUUACUGCAACUGCUCCUACUAAAGUGUCAUUUACAUGUCAUAACGAGCACGUCUCUUUAGAUGGUUUUUCUUCACUCGUUAGUAUUGUUGUUAGAAUUAGCAUUACAAUUUUGUGUCCACACACUUAUUAAAUAUCACUGUUCUUUUUGUCCAUUUUGCUAUGCAUAACCUUCUUUUUUUGUCGAAGCUACAUAUAAAACCUCACUUUGGUCACAAAAGAUAAUAUACCGCUUGUCAAAGAUCUAAAAGAAUGUACAAAUUUCUAUUUUAACUUUUUUUUUUUUGCUCAUAAAAGACAAAUUCCCUGAACACUGGUUUUCAAUUUGUAGCAAGAAGAUUUUUCAACAACCCUAGUUGUUUAAUGUGAGACUGCUCAAUUUUUUUUCCUGCUGAAAUAAUAAGAAGAAAAAUCUUUUGAUUUAGUUUUUGGUCGGAAAAAAAAAAUCCUUUGAUUUAGAAGCCUAAAAAAAAUGGCGUUAUUAUUGGGCCUAUUGUAAAUAUCCGCAAUAUUUAGGUGGGCCGUCGUCCUCCUCCUCCUCGUCCGCCCUACACUCAGCGCCCCCCUUGUUGCUCUGGCUUCUGGUUGUCGCAAUUCCCACUUGUUCAUCCAAGUUACCGGUUCAAGCGUCCUCCUUGAAACCCGCACCAACAACCACCAUCCGCCGUCGUCCUAGUUCGGCCCAUCCCUCGCUGCUUCUGCUGUAGCCGCUCGCUGGUGUCGCUCCUUGUCCCCACAAUUCCGGCGCAGCUGCUCGCGGUGUUGUUAUCACUUCAUUGGUGACCCCGAUUUGAGUUGAAUCGGCACCAAGCCCUGCCCUUGUCUUUGACACCUCAAGUUGGCCACACUUCACCGACCCCCAUUGUUGUCGAGUAAAGGUUUGGACGGCAGAAAUGCAAGGAAUGUGGACCUUUUCAUUGAAGGCAAGCUCGAUCGGAAGAGCAGAUGUGAAACACAUCUGUUUAGCAAAUGCCCGACUUGUGUUUUCGCGCUUCCCAUCUAACACACAAAUGGAAGAAUAUGGAUAUGAUAGCACAAUGAUUGCUGAUAUUCAGAAAGCAAAAGGUAAAUGUGCAGCUGGCUCCUGGCUUUCGUGCGUUGCAGAUGACACUGCAUAUGAUGUUGCGAAGUUGAUGUCACAUCAUAAUGCUGCAGCCUUGGUCGUGAAGUCCAGAGAACUGAAGUCUAUUGCAGGAACCAUAACCAAGACAGGGUCAAUGCUUGGUGGUGGCUUUGUCAGUGCCAGUUUGUGUCCAAAGUGCCCUAAAUUUACUCAUUCCACCAGAGGUUUUUGCACCCUUGUCAAUGAUGAGUCACUACAUACUAGUCCACACAUGGAUGUGAGAAGGGUUCAUUCUGACAAGUUUAACCUUAUACAUGGCAAAGUUCAACCAAUAGACUUUACCAAAGUUGAUAUUAAUGAUCUUCCAACUUUUAUCAUAGUCGGACGACCAAAUGUGGGCAAAUCGGCAUUGUUCAACCGUUUGAUUCGGAGGAGGGAGGCUCUUGUGUAUAACACUCCGGAGGACCAUGUGACAAGAGAUAUACGAGAAGGUAUUGCCAAGUUGAGUGAUCUAAGAUUUAGAGUGUUGGACUCUGCUGGUUUGGAGAUGGCUGCAUCUUCUGGCUCAAUCCUGGACAGAACUGCAGCGAUGAUUGCGAAGGUUCUUGCUAGAUCCCAGUUUGCCAUCUUUCUGAUAGAUGCUAGAGUUGGUUUGCACCCUUUGGAUUUGGAAGUUGGGAGGUGGCUGCGGAAACAUGCGCCUGGGAUGAAACCUAUAGUUGUAAUGAAUAAAUCGGAAUCACUGGAUGAUGAUAAUGGCUCUCUUGCUGUUUUAGCUGCAGAAGCCAGCAGACUGGGGUUUGGCGAUCCUAUUGCUAUAUCUGCUGAGACUGGUUUAGGCAUGGCAGAACUAUAUCUAGCUCUUAGGCCUCUUCUUGAGGAUUAUAUGAUUGGUGUUCUGAAUGACCGUGACAGUGCUUCUAAUGAGAAAAGUUGUUCCAAAUCCAAUGAGGUUGAGGAGUCUAAGUUGCCUCUCCAGCUUGCAAUAGUUGGGAGACCUAAUGUUGGAAAGUCUACAUUGUUGAAUACUUUGUUACAAGAAGAUCGCGUUCUGGUUGGUCCAGAAGCUGGUCUAACAAGAGAUUCAGUUAGGGCUCAUUUUCAAUUUCAAGGCAGAAAUAUCUAUCUGGUUGACACAGCAGGCUGGUUGCAAAGGACAAAGCAAGAAAAGGGACCAUCUUCCUUGAGCAUCAUACAGUCCAGAAAGAAUCUUAUGCGUGCUCAUGUGGUAGCUUUAGUCCUUGAUGCAGAAGAGAUUGCUGGAGCACAACGAAGCAUGAAACAUGCCGAAGUGGUAAUAGCCAGACAAGCUGUAGAAGAAGGACGUGGGUUGGUUGUGAUUGUCAACAAGAUGGAUGUCCUUAGAGGGAAGAAGGACUCGAUGUUGUAUGAAGAGGUGAUGAAAGCUGUUCCAGAAGAAAUCCAAACUUUGAUUCCCCAGGUGAAGUCUAUACCUGUUGUUUUCAUAUCUGCAUUAGAGGGUAGGGGCAGGAUGGCUGUCAUACACCAGGUCGUUGACGCGUAUGAGAAAUGGUGUCUAAGACUGCCAACAGCUCGUCUUAACCAUUGGUUGCAUAAGGUUAUAAGCAGGCACUCUUGGAAAAAUCAGGCUGCCCAGCCCAAGAUCAAGUACUUCACUCAGGUGAAAGCCAGGCCACCCACUUUUGUCGCCUUUGUCAGUGGGAAGACACAGCUCUCAAACACGCACCUCAGGUUUUUAACGAGGUCGUUGGAGGAAGACUUUGAAUUAGGUGGAAUUCCAAUCAGGAUCAUACAGCGGUCAUUUUUAAAAAGAGAUGGCUGUAGCUGUAGAAUUAGUAGCCAAUCUUCAAGCAAAAUGGCAGAAAGAAUCUCGUCUGAUAAGAGGGCAGCUGCUGUUUAGGGAAUAACAAUUAUCUUAGUUUGAGAAUGUGUGAAUAGCACCUACCUUCUUAAUCCCAAUAACAUUGGGUUUAAGGAGAUAAUGUAAGCAGGUGCCGGAGUAGAAAGUGAAAAAAAAAAAUGCUAUGUAAUCUUACUGGCUGGUGGAGUUGAUCUUAGAAGACAAUAGCCAUAUGUACAGAAUUUUGUCAGAUAUUAUGAAAGGAAUUUUGUUGGGAUAUCA